AGAGCUGGAAACCAGACCAAGAGAAGGAAAGUGAAUCUGGUAAUGUCUGAUGUUACAAGUUCUCUUAUAAAUUCUUGUGAAUUUCUUAUAAAGUGCUGAAAGCGCUUCCUUUUGUUCAACACGUCUCGACCAUGAACGACUGUUAGCUUCUUUCUGCUGGUUUAACUAAACUAUGAAAUGUACUUGAGUCUGUUUAUAUUAGGCUAUUCAAACUGUUAUGUUCUGUGUUUUUGGGACUAGAGCAGAUAGAGCGUCUCACCACACAGUGUGGGUUUCAGAGCACGGGCAACGGAAAAGUGAAACUGAUCUGUCAGCUGAAUGUAAUUGGACAUGCAAUUUAAGAGAAGAAGCUUUUUUCCCUAAAUAUUUAGUGAUUAAAACCACAAAAAAUAAAGUAAUAGUUUUUAUUCGCUGACUGGUUUAUCAUGAAAUAAUGUGUGAAGUUUUCUGUAGGUGACAAUCACCCUCAUGACCUCACUGUGUCUCCUCCAUCAGUCAUGGCUUCCUCCAGCUGUCUCCUGUCUGAAGAUCAGCUCCAGUGCUCUAUCUGUCUGGAUGUGUUCACUGAUCCAGUCUCUACUCCAUGUGGACACAACUUCUGCAUGAUCUGUCUCAGACAGUACUGGGACAGCGGUUCACACUGCCAGUGUCCAGUUUGUAAGACUAAAUUCCAUAACAGACCUGAUCUGUGUGUGAACACGUUCAUAUCUGGACUGGCUGCUCAGUUCAAAAAGUCAGUUCAGGUCAAAUCCAGCAGAGCUCCAGAGAAACAUCCCUUGAAACGUAAAAAGGUUCUGUGUGACUCCUGCAGUGAGGAGAAGCUGGAGGCUGUAAAGUCCUGUCUCGACUGUGGAGUAUCUUACUGUGAGACUCAUCUGAUGCCUCAUAAAACUGCAGCUAAACUCAAGAAGCACAAACUGAUGGACCCUGUGGAGACCCUGGAGGACUACAUCUGCCAGAAACAUGAGAGACCCCUGGAGCUGUUCUGUAGAGACGACCAGACGAGUGUGUGUCAGUUCUGCACUGAGACAGACCACAAGACUCACAGCACUGUUCCUAUAGAGGAGGAGCUUAGACACAGAAGGACUCGGCCGGUGAAGACUACGGCAGAAGUUCAGCAGAUGAUCCUCCUGGGCUUUACUGAAUUUAUUUUUCCUUUUUUCUUCAUUUUCGCUGUCCAUCUUUAUAAUGCAGACUAAUGACUGUGCUACUAAUGGUGCUGUUCUGUUUCGUCAUGCUGUUUAUUAUGGUAGAACAGGUUUCAGGUCCUGGUGGGUCACAGCACUGCACAGUCAACACACCUGAUUCAGCUCGUCAGCUAAUGAGCUCGACCUGUGUGAGUCGAGUUCAGAGAGUUAGAGGAGGAAAAUUCCUGACUGAGGACA
Molecule: messenger RNA, 1385 nt
Organism: Colossoma macropomum (tambaqui)
Lineage: Eukaryota; Metazoa; Chordata; Actinopteri; Characiformes; Serrasalmidae
Product: E3 ubiquitin-protein ligase TRIM47-like
Exons: 2
Coding region: 498-1199 (233 amino acids)
Molecular function (GO): zinc ion binding
Source: RefSeq, a predicted model, not a curated record